Messenger RNA from Stegodyphus dumicola, 783 nucleotides. It is a transcript of the gene ebo, whose product is annotated as exportin ellipsoid body open. Gene Ontology annotation, molecular function: nuclear export signal receptor activity; small GTPase binding. NCBI's taxonomy places the organism in Eukaryota, Metazoa, Arthropoda, Arachnida, Araneae, Eresidae. The record is from RefSeq and is a predicted model, not a curated record. Gene Ontology annotation, biological process: protein export from nucleus.
UAAUAAUAAUAAAAAAAAAAAAAAAAUGUGUAGUUCAUUUGACAGCUAUGCGGUAGUGUUUCCUGAGUAAAGCAUUGGAUUUGAAUGAGACGGCAAUGGCUUCUGAAGAUAAAUCCUUAUCAACUCUGGAAGCUCUUUUGACAGAAUUUUUUAAUCCUAAUACAACAAAUGAAAGGAAAAGACAGAUAGAAGAGGUUUUAAAUGGAUUUAGUAAUCAACCAGAGUGCUGGAGGCAUGCUUUAAAUUUUUUAUCAAGUACCUCUAAUGAAUAUGUAUUGAUGUAUUGUUUGACAGUCUUAGAGCAUAUCAUUAAUAAAGUAUGGAUUCGAAUGCCUGGACCAGAUAAAGCAGAAUUACGAACAAGAUUGCAUCGAUUUAUGAUCAGUCAUCACCUUAAAGUUCCAAAUUUUAUAUGCAAUAAAUUAGGAAAACUGGUUGUUGAUAUUGGUCGGUUAGACUGGCCUCAUUUUUUUCCUGACUUCUUUAUGAAUAUUCAUCAGUUGGCCCAGGCACCUGAAACAGCUCCACUUGGAUUAAUGUUAAUACAAACUGCAUUUGAAGAAUUUACAUCACCUAGGGAAGAUCUGGCUGUCACUCGGAAGGAAGAAUUACAUAGAUUAAUGCUGGAACAAGUUCCCGUUGUUCUGAAUAUUUUAGCUGGUCAUCUGGAUGCUGUUUUAGAAAAACAUAGCCAUUUAGUGACUGCUACCCCUCCACCUUCACCAACCCAUUAUCAGAAUAACAGUCAACAAACUCUUUUUAGCACAUCUCCUCUGCACACAG